UCGACCUGAAAAAACGACUAUCGAUUUAAAGUUAAAAGUCAUCAACUUGAGUCGAGUCACUAGCAUCCCUAGUUUAACCACUGUGGUCAAGGUUAUACGUCCAAAUACUAUCGCUAUUGUAAUUACAAAAUUAUCUAUUACUAUUAACCAAACAAUAUAUGAAUUAUACAAAAGAGAAUUCACUUUUAAAAUAUUGAGAUGUA
Racocetra fulgida is the source of this 203-nucleotide messenger RNA. NCBI's taxonomy places the organism in Eukaryota, Fungi, Glomeromycota, Glomeromycetes, Diversisporales, Gigasporaceae. The record is from the annotation of a GenBank genome assembly.